Messenger RNA from Plectropomus leopardus (leopard coralgrouper), 5480 nucleotides. The record is from RefSeq and is a predicted model, not a curated record. NCBI's taxonomy places the organism in Eukaryota, Metazoa, Chordata, Actinopteri, Perciformes, Serranidae.
AAACGCCCCUCUACUCUGCCUGCUAGCCCUUCCCCGACCGUGAGCAUCCCUGCCGGCUUGUGCCUGUCUGCUGUCCCAGCCUGCAGGGCUACACCUCCCCGCAGCAGAGGAAACGCGCUCCGGGGCGGCGGCGGCGCCCGUCAUCCAGUUUCCCCUGCAAUCUCAAUGAUCACAAUCUGGACUGAAGCUUGACAUCCGGACCUGACAGGACAGGACUGCAAUCCAUUUCUAUGACAACGGAGACGGCUUUGGCUGGGGAAUUGAAGAGCGCAAUGGAGGGUGACGCCAGGAGAACCAAUCAGGUUCCUGAGGACCAGGGGGACAUGGAUGAUAGCUCAGAGAAGACCCCCAGCAAAGCCUCCAAAUCCCCCCAGAAAAGCAGCAAGCGGCCCAAGACCGUCCCUGUCAAAGUCACUCUGCUCGACGGCUCAGACUAUGAGGCAGGAGUUGAGAAAUUUGCCAAGGGCCAGACCCUGCUGGACAUGGUGUGUGGCCAUCUGAACCUGCUGGAGAGGGACUACUUUGGCCUGACUUUCCAGGACACGGACAAUGCCAAGCAUUGGUUGGAUCCCUCCAAAGAGAUUAAGAAGCAAAUUCGGGUUGGUUCCUGGAUCUUUGGAUUUUCUGUCAAGUUCUAUCCUCCAGACCCGUCUGUGCUCAUUGAAGACAUCACCAGGUACUACCUGUGCCUGCAGCUGAGAGAUGACAUCCUGUCUGGCCGUCUGCCCUGCUCAUUUGUCACCCACGCCCUUCUGGGCUCCUACACCGUCCAGGCUGAGCUGGGAGACUACGAGCCCGAGGAACAUGGCCCUGACUACGUCAGCGACUUCCGUUUUGCACCCAACCAGACACGUGAGCUGGAGGAGAGAGUAAUGGAGCUGCACCGUAACUACAGGGGAAUGAGCCCAGCCGAGGCAGAGGUGAACUUUCUAGAAAAUGCCAAGAAGCUUUCAAUGUAUGGAGUAGAUCUGCAUCAUGCUAAGGAUUCAGAGGGAAUUGACAUAAUGCUCGGUGUGAGUGCCAACGGUCUGCUCAUCUACCGCGACCGUCUAAGGAUCAACCGAUUUGCCUGGCCAAAAAUCCUAAAGAUCUCCUAUAAGAGAAGCAACUUCUACAUCAAGAUCCGCCCAGGAGAGUAUGAACAGUUUGAGAGCACCAUAGGCUUCAAGCUGCCCAACCAUCGGGCCUCGAAGCGAUUGUGGAAGGUCUGCAUUGAGCACCAUACUUUCUUCAGGUUGGUUUCCCCAGAGCCGCCUCCCAAGGGCUUUCUGGUGAUCGGCUCCAAGUUCCGCUACAGCGGGCGGACCCAAGCACAGACCAGACAGGCCAGUGCUCUGAUUGACAGGCCUGCCCCACAGUUCGAACGGUCUGUUAGCAAGAGGUACAUGUUGCCCCGAAGUAUUGAUGGAGCCUCAGCUUUAGGCUACAGUAUGGACCAGCUGUCCCAGCGAAGCUCCAGUGAACGCACACAGUUCAUGUCCAGAGAAGACCUGGACCAGGAGGGCAGCCUGGACCUUGACCAUGAUCAGUACCAGUACCAGGACCAGGACCAAGACCAGUACACAGAUCAGGAGCUGGAGCAGUAUGAUAGUCAGGAUCAAGAUCAAGUUCAGAAGCCCCCUCGGGGUGCCAACAUCUCAACACCCACCAAGACUUUGGAGCUAAAGGGUGAGGAGGAAGGCUCGCCUGUAGACUCAAAACCAGAGGAUCUGGCCAUCCCUCGGCCCAAACAGGAGCAGUUCCUGGAUAAGCCAGAAGAUGUUCUACAAAAGCACCAGGCCAGCAUCAAUGAGCUGAAGAGAGCUUUGAGGCAGCCUAACAGCAAGAUGGCCCAGAGGGAGAAACGCCUGUCCUCAGCUACUCCUCCUGGAGGAACCCCCGAGCGGAAACCAGACACGCCUCCCACGCCUGCUAUUCACGAGGAACCUUUCAACGAAGCUUCAAGGGAACCGUGGGAGAAACGCCUAGGCUCUGUCUCUGAGGAUGAUCAGGACCACGAGAUCCUGUACCUGAAGGAGACCCACCUGGGCAUUGAGCGCAAAUGUUCCAGCAUCACAGUCAGCUCUACGUCCAGCUUGGAGGCCGAAGUAGAUUUCACUGUUCUCACAGACCUGCACACAGGCAUGGAGGAGUUCUCCAGGGGCAUGACAGAGCUGGGGGAGAGGGAUCUGUCACCUGAUGUGGGGCUGUGCUUUGGCAUGGACUUGCUUCAGCAGCAGGGCCCAUCUGAACCACCUCCUCCUUUAGUGUCCGCUGCUCUGUCCAGAGGAGCCAGCAGCAGCCCUCCAGCCAAACAUGUCCAGGUCGAAGAAGUCCGACCAGAGGUCAAACGGCCUGAUGUGCAGCCUGUAGUACCCAAAAAACCAAAGAGGUCAGUGCCGGUGUCAUCGUCAGUGGACAGAGAGUCACACAGAGAAGCUAGUCGUGUCUCUGCCGUCACACCACUGAGCAGGGAGGCCAGUGAUGUCAUGCCCACACCGACAGUGAGGAAGACAGACGUCAGGACGGAGACUCAGCCCAACGGUUCAGAGGUCACCACGACUAUUGUUGAAUUCACAGAUCAGGAUCAUGUUAUCACUGGCCUGAGUGAUGUUUCUUACUCUACAAGACAGAGCGUAUCCCCUGUGCAUAUGAGCAGUCUUGGAAGAGAGGCUACAGGGUCGCCCAUCCUCGUCACUGAAAAUGUUACCUCGGCAACCACUCAAGUCACUAAGACGGUGAAAGGAGGAUACUCAGAGACCAGGAUCGAGAAGAGGAUUAUAAUCACAGGAGACGAUGACGUAGACCAGGAACAGGCUCUGGCUAUUGCAAUACAAGAAGCCAAGCAGCAGCAUCCAGACAUGCAGGUGACCAAGGCGGUUGUUGUCAGGGAAACAGAAUCGUCCACUGAGGAUCGACACGGCGUAUCAGAGUCAUGAUUUCCUGAGAUGAGAGCGCCCCCCGUUGGACCAGAAGCGUCAGUGCCCAACCUGAAAUUGCCACACACCAUCCCUACUGAUAGACUACUGCCAGUGGCGCUCAAAUGGAGCCUCUUGUACACACACGCGCAAAGCUGAAACAAGACUCCUUUGAAAUCCUUACACUCCUUUGAAAUCCUUACGUUUUGUUUUGAUUCAAACAUUUCACAAUUGAAAUUCAUUCACGUUCAGCAGAGUGAUUUGGCAUUCAUGCUGGAAAAAAUGUAAACAUCACUGACGGUCCUUGAUUGGUCGACAAUAUGCCACCAGAAUUCCAGAAAUCUGGAACAGUUAAAGAGGUCUGAUCUGACUAAAUUCCCUGCAAACCUCAGGGUGUCUUUAUUCAAAACGCUCACUUCAAUUUCCUUCAAAGGGACUCUGUGCACUUUUUCACACUGUGGCAUAGUCCAGAGCCACAUGCAAUGUCAUCCAAUGCAUAAUUUCAAAAACAGAAAAAAAUUGUUGUGCACCUGAGAGCGUCUUCAUGUCUCAAGAAUAGAACUCAUGGGCUGGGUGUGCUAAAAAAAUGCUGAAAAAAACUGUGUGUGCUUACACGUAUUAAGUAAAACAAUCCAUUACAUGUAGCUCCAGUACUGUUAGUGAAGCAGAGUUUAGAGAGAACAGCGCAAUUUCUACUUUUAGUUUUCCCUCUGUAAUGAACAAAUGGGCUUUGUCCCACCCCCAAGACACUGAGUGAUGACAAUGCACUGAGCAGAGCAGAUCAUUUAGAGCCAACAAGGUCUCCUGGUGGUGUUUAUUCAAGUGUAUAAGUCAGAGCUUGUCUGAUCACCAUACAUCCCUCUCCCCCCCCCCCCCUCCUUAUUACUUCUGUAAAAUGUACAAUGACAGACUUUGAUUGGAUUUCUAGAGUAUGUGUCUGAACAUUAGGAGCUGUUAUUACACACAGUGUACCCGUUGUAUUUAUUCAAAUGGUGGCAAUAGUUUCUGAGCAUGCUGAUGUUUCAGAAUGAGCCCACUUUCUCUCCUUUUACAGCCUUUUAGAUAUGCUUUGAGUAUAUAAUACCACUUUGGCCAUUUUGUGUAUUCAGUACAUAGAGUAGGAUCACACCCUUGUUCUAGUCACAGAAGUGGUGGCUGCAUCAGUAAAACUAGUAUUUGAGAUAAUGUUUGCAUGAUACUUUCUUGCAUUAUUGGAUUGUAAAUGAGUAAAAUUGAUAUCAACUCAUAAGAAGGAUGAAUAAGAUAUAAAGACCGAAUUAUUCACAUUCUGAAGUUGAAUCUGAGCUCUGGGAAGCUAAAAAGGAAAUUAAGCUUCCUUGCUGGGAAUGAUGAGUUUUUUUCAGAAAUAGUGGAAAAUAACAAACAAACAAUACAGUUUUGUUUAAUCCCAAAAUCCAGUUACAGCACAGCUAUAGAUUCCUUUAAUUACAACCCUUUAACAGUUUACGUAUCUUUUAAUUUAAAUUUAAGUCGGCCUGUCAUUCAGCUAUGGUGACUGGUAUUUGUUCAUCGCUACAACAUAUUUUUCGUCAUCUUUAAACAUACUCUGCAGAAAUGGUAUUAAGCAUCAGAGUACUUUCCAACACACUUUCAAGCAAAGUAUAGUGUUAUAAAUAAAAUCUACAGUAGGAGCAGAAGCUUUGAACUUUUAGUUUUGUGUCAUUUGGUACAUGAAUGUUAGCAGAAUGCCAUGUAGUGUGCCAAUUAAGGUAGCAGUCAAAUUGUACAAACUCUGAUUUUUUUAUGAAAAUAUUUGUAUGAACAAGCUACUUUUAAUUACAGAGGUGCCAGAAAGUCAAACACAUAAACUUGACACGGCAAGGUUUCCCUUUAAUUAUGGCUGUCUUUAACAUUGCUUGCAAAAAUUUCUGUCUCCCUGCAAACAUCAUAUUUUAUAUAUAAAUCCAUGCAUUGAAAUUAAUUAAAUUGAAAACAAUGUUAAAACUGUCAUGUCAGGUUUAUGAGGAUACAGCUUUGGCUUUCAGACACUAAACUUUUACUGUUCACAUGUGUAGUGUAAUUCCUGUUGUUUCAUAUUUUGAUUCCAAAGUGAUGGUUAAUCAUGGAUGUGGGUGUCAAACUGGAAGGUGAAAAAAAAAAAAAAAUGCAGCCAUGCAUUACUUGUACUGUAUAUUGGGUGCCGUAUGGUGGAUUGUGCAGACGUGAAGUAGUUAAUGGCCAUGGGCUUGAUGUACACAAGAGGGCACUAGUCACCAAAAAGAAGAGAGCUUUGCAACAACAUCGAGCAUACACAGCUUAAAUCCUUCUUCCUUCCAUUCUUCACUUAUGGGCGAAAUAAUCGAAAUCAUCCUUGGAUCAACCUGUUCGGUCAAAUUUACCUUUGUCUGUCCAGAAAAGGCCAACCCCUGGAAGUCUGUCAAGUAAUGACCAGACUGUGAUUAAUCAAUAACAUUUGGCGUUGGCUGAGACACCUUGUGCAGAAUGUCUGAUUGGACGACAUCUGGCUGACCCUUAAACCUAGCCAUCUUCUCUCUGUACAGAACCCUUCUCCUCCUCCUCUUCAGCAGCUUCAUCCUAUCUGCUCUGCUGCUCUCCAUUGCU